Molecule: messenger RNA, 1886 nt
Organism: Danio aesculapii
Lineage: Eukaryota; Metazoa; Chordata; Actinopteri; Cypriniformes; Danionidae
Gene: jam2b
Product: junctional adhesion molecule 2b
Exons: 10
Coding region: 75-968 (297 amino acids)
Biological process (GO): leukocyte tethering or rolling
Cellular component (GO): protein complex involved in cell adhesion; tight junction; cell surface
Source: RefSeq, a predicted model, not a curated record
UCUUCAAGGACUUCCAGAAGCGCGCGAGAGAGAAGCGUCCACACACGCUCCUGCAGCAGCCAGACAUCACGAAGAUGAAAACAAGACAACCACUAACCUUUUUCGCUCUUCUCGUGCUGAUUUACAUUCCAAGCUCAGAUUCUGUUACGGUGACGACAAGCAAAGCAAAAGUGGAUGUGCAUGAAAACACAAAUGCUGUCCUGUCCUGUGAGUUCAAGACAGAAAAAGAAACAAACCCACGUGUCGAAUGGAAGAAGAGAGGGAAAGAUGUUUCAUAUGUUUAUUUCGAAGGGGAUUUUACAGGCUCAUAUAAAGGGCGUGCGUCCAUCGACGGAGCGACUCUGACCCUCCGUGGUGUCACACAGAAAGAUUCGGGAGUGUAUCAUUGUGAAGUCACAGCCCGUCAGGACAAAAUCAAGCUUGGGGAGGUCUCUGUCACCCUCAGUGUGCUUGUGCCGCCCCAUGCGCCAACCUGUGAGGUCCCGGAAGCAGUCAUGAGAGGAUUUUCUGCUGAACUCCACUGUAAAGACAAGCUGAGUGUUCCUGCUGCCACCUACAGCUGGUACAAAGACAACAAACCACUCAACACUGCCAACCCUCAAGAUGUCCACUACACCCUGGACACAAAAACCGGGAGUCUGAAAUUUAAGUCAGUGUCUAAAUCUGACGAGGGUCAGUAUCGAUGUGAGGCCUCCAAUGGUGUGGGAGCACCCAAAAGCUGUGCAGGCCAUCAUAUGAAGAUAACUGAAUUUGAGCUGAACAUGACAAUGAUUAUUGCAAUAGAAGUGGGAGCGUUCCUGCUGCUGGUGUCCUGCUGUGUGUCCAUCUGUCUGUGCUGCAGACGAGGCUGCUGUCGCUGCUGCUGCCGUCAGAGUAAAGGAGAGACAAAACAAAGCAGAACAAAGACCAGCUAUAACCAGCCAACAGAUCCGAGGCGAUACAAACAUACACAAUCUUUUGUGCUGUGAAGUAUGGACACUUGUUGGCCAGUGCUGUGCUAAAAGAAGUGAAUCAGUGACCUCAAAUGCCAGAGAAUUAUAUAUAUUUUUCAAGUGCACUUGUAUAUUUCUAUGCUUUAAGAGUAAAAACACGCCCCCUGGUGGCCAGAUCUGAAAACAGCUAAACAAUUCACAACAAGCCUGCAGCAUCUACUGUUUCUUUUGUACUACUGUAUUGUUUGUGUUUUUUGAUUUAGGAGGAUUCAGUUGUUUUUAUGUACCGUGUAGUAUUGUCUCGUGCCCGCUAUAGGUCAUACAACCUACAGUUUAAAGGUAAUAUUGCACUAUUAUUUAGAUUUUGCCUACAGACAUAUCAAGUUGCUAAGAAUCAUGUUACUAAGGAGGCCCAAACUACAGAUUUGAUGGUCUGUUUGGUUUGAGCAGAAACAGGCUUGGUUCAUCUCAGGAUGUCGCUAAAGUCUGUAGUCAUCAUAUAAUCAAUCUUGGGUAGAUUUUAAUCACAAGCACCUUGACUUGUUUCUACAUGUUUUCUUUUGUUUCAGCGUCGUCAUUUGUCUGAUGACGCAUGUAUCAAAUCAUUCAGAAUUUUUUAUAUGUAUUUUGAGUAUGGACAAAAUGUAUGUAUUUUUCUCAGAAGAAACAGUCACACAGGUUUGGAUUGGUUAGUUAAUGACGGCAGUUUUCUUUUUUGUGUGUGAAUUAUGUCUUUUCUACUAAUUUUACUAUUUGUUUUUCCUUAUAUGUGUGAUUUAUACAAGCAAAGAGUUGUUUUUUCUUCCAAAACUAGAUGUUUUAGUCUUUUGUUAAAGUAUUUUCUAUGUGAAUUCAAACAUCAGCCUUCACUGCAAUAUUCCUCUUUGACAUUGAUGAUCUCAAUGACUUUUAAAAACACUUUAAAAUAAAGAAAGUCACAAAACCUUUAUAUUU